This is a messenger RNA of Drosophila suzukii, 2358 nucleotides long. RefSeq lists its product as uncharacterized. Lineage: Eukaryota; Metazoa; Arthropoda; Insecta; Diptera; Drosophilidae. The record is from RefSeq and is a predicted model, not a curated record.
CCUUCUGUCAACUAAGGCAGCUCCAUACUACAUAUUCGCAGCUUAACACUUUUAUAUAAUACCCUACCUUGAGAGCUACCGAAAAUCCAUAAUUAUGAGGCCCACGCAGCACUCGAUCAUACACUCCCUGGCAAAGAUCUCACAGGUAUCGGUCGACGAUGGCUCGCAGUCCAAUAAGCACAACUUCAUGGACGAGCACGAUGAUGCAGAGCAGCCCGAGAACAAAUUUGUGGCCAACGAGACGGUGGAGGACAUUCUAAAGGAGGUCCUGCGCACGAAGAACUUUCAGCUGAAGCAGUCGGACAGCCUUCUGGAUGAGCACUGCCAGUCCGUGAGAUCCAGGGAGCCGAGGCUCAGGUCGGAUCUGGACCAGGAUCUGGACAUGGACCCGCGGCUGCGCAACUGGAACCGCGUGCUGGAGGAGCGCCGGCGACUGCAGGAGCGGAUCGCGCGGCAGACGGGCAAGCGGGCCGAGGAUGUCCUGUUUAAUCGGUCGGCAACCAUCGACGAGGCCAGCAAGCGGAUGAUCCUGCGCGUCCUGGACACGGCCGACCGUUCUCGUCCUCUCGACCGCCUCCAGGAGAAGACUACCCUGACUUCUUUAAAACCCCGUCGAGAUCCCGACCUCUGCCGCGAGAUCAAAGAGCUGUACGCCGUAAAGCCGCAAUUGCAGCAGGUGGAGUUCAUCGGGCUGCCGCAGGUCACUCAGCAGGAGCUGGCCGCCACCCAGGUGCCGCCCAACGAGGCCGAGAGCCAGUGGCAGCGCUCCAAGGUCCUCAGCGAGCGACUCGAGGCGAAGAAGGAGUUCAUACAGAAGGUGCUGGAAUUUGCACCCGAUCUUCACGAGCUUCAAAUAACGCCGGCAGUGGUGGAACCGCCCAACAAGACGCCGCCGAUAGUCAGACUCGGCGAAUCCUUCUUGAGGCACAUCUCCGGCGACUCCACCCCAGUGGAGGAGCAGGAGGAGGAGGAUGACGUUGGUGUGCUGUCCUAUGAGGAGGAGGGUGAGGGCGAUGGGGAGCCGGAGGCUGGGAAAAUCAUCAAAGAUGUCAUCGAGGGCCUAGUGGAGACCCAAGAUGCGGACAAGCCACAGGAUGUGAACGGACUGAUGAUCAAUGGCAUGCUCAUUGAUUACCGCAAUCCUAUCGGUGCCACCGGCAAUUGCAUCAAUAUGAUGCUGCAAUGUCAACCGUACCAGCGCUCUGUCAAGAUGCUGUUGGACAUCCAGAACCUGAGUCCGAAGUUGGUGCAUGUCUGUUGGUUGAGCAAGACCCGCCUGCGUUCCGAUCGAUUGCCCAUGAACUCCGAGCUCGUUUUUGACCGCAGCGAGUUCAUCCUGGAGCCGAAGGGUCGUCGUCUCGUCCGGGUGAUGUUCCAGCCGCAAAUCGUAGGCCUCUUCACGCAGCGCUGGUACGUUUGCAUCCAAAAAUCGCCGUUCUGCGGCACCCGACGGCUGGAGGUCAUCGUCCAGGGUCAGUGCACCAUGCCGGCUCCCUUUAAGCACCGCCUGGAGAAACACCGGAAGGUGCCGGUGGACAAGCAACAGAAUCUGCAGGCGCACAGCAUCCUCAACAUGCAGGCCAGCCUGACGCCCAUUAUCGAGAAUCCCCGACCAUUGUGUCCCUACCAAAGAGCCCUUGACGAGCGCGAGGUUUUCAAUGCCCAGAACUUUUCCUACCGCUGCGAGCGCUACGAGGAUCUCGAGGCCCUUAAGGAGAUAUACGCACUAGCCAAGAAGCCCCGAGACCGACCUUGGGAUCUGAGUAUCGAGACCCUGCGGCACUUCAUCGGCAAGCAGCAAAGCCGGUUCCUGCGCGAGAAUCUCCACAACCGACUUGUGGUUCUGCUUCAGCCGAUGAAGUGCAACGGGUGCUCGGCAUUUCCCCUCCUGGAGCACAAUCCCCAGCGGGAACGGGCCCGCUUCAUAUAUGUGCGCGGCACCAUCAGUAGCUUCGUGGACGAGUGGGAGGCCAUGGCCGUCGGCCUGGAUGAACAGUACUUCAAACUGGAGCUUCUGCGCUACCUGGGUCAACCUUCCCUUCAAGAAAACGGAGGAGUGACCCAGAAGAGCCGCCAGCUUGAUCCAACUGAACCGAACGAAGAAUUGAAGAUCGUGGAAAUCAUAUCGAAGAGAGUCAGGACUAGCAAGUACCUGAAGGACUCGCUCUACAUGCAGACCUACAAUCUGCUCUGCGAUACCGCCGAGGACAUUGUGUCCGUCAUCGAAAGCACCUCUGACUAAGAUUCCAUCUAAUGAGGUCAUCUCAUCCCAUUCCAACUGCAUUGAAUACGAUCAGAGCACAACAGUUCUCGUUCUUAUAUAUUUUUAACGUGUUUCAACGGCAUUACCCAAAUAAA